GGCGGUGGCUCCGGCGGCCCCUCCUGGCGGUGCGGCGGCGGCGGCGGCGGCGCCCCGGGCCCCUUCCCGCCCCCCCCGCGCGCCCUCCCCUCUCCCGGCGCCGCGGGGACCAUGAGGGCCCGCGCCCCGCGGCCGGCGAGCGAGUGACCCGCGGCCCCCGCCUCAGCCCGCCGGCCCGGCCGCUCCCCCCCGCCUCGCGCAGGCAAUGACAGCGGCUCCGGCGUCCCCGCAGCAGAUGAGGGACCGGCUGCUGCAGGCCAUCGACCCCCAGAGCAACAUCCGGAACAUGGUGGCGGUGCUGGACGUCAUCUCCAGCCUGGAGAGGUUCCCCAUCACCAAAGAGGCGCUGGAGGAGACACGGCUGGGCAAACUCAUCAACGAUGUGCGCAAGAAGACACAGAAUGAGGAGCUGGCACGCAGGGCCAAGAAGCUGCUGCGGAGCUGGCAGAAGCUCAUCGAGCCCGCGCCUCAGGCUGAGGCGGCUAUGCGGGGACUGGCCAGCACCCCAGGCUCGGCCAACGGGGGAGCACACAACUGUCGGCCUGAUGUGGGGACCACCGGCGCAGCCAAGGGCCUCCAUGAUCUGAGGAGCCGCAAUGACGUCCAGAGACUGCCGGGGCCACGCCUGGACCGGCUGGGCACCCGCAAGCGCCGUGGGGACCAGCGUGACCUCGGGUUCCCGGUGGCCCCUCCCAAGGUCUCCAAAGCCAGCCACGAACCCCUGGUCCCCAAUUCCUCCCCUCUCCCCACCAAUGGUAUCGGCGGCAGCCCAGAGAGCUGCUCCGGGCCCCUGGACGGCAGCGGGCACCUGGGCCCUGAGGUCAGCCGCCUGGAGGCAGGCGAGGGCGAGCCGGCAGGGGGUAAGAUCCCAGUCAACACCGUGCGGCCACAUACCAGCUCCCCAGGUCUGGGCCAGCCCCCGGGGCCCUGCCUGCAGACCAAGGCUGCACUGCAGCUGGACCGCGUGGACCUUGCCCCCGGGCUGCCUCACCCCAAGGGGCUGCCUCGUUGCUCCUUCAGCCCCCGGAACUCAAGGCACGAGGGUUCAGCGCGGCAACGGAGCCCCUACACAUCCAAGGGCCGCCUGACCAGCCCCGCGCUGCGGUCACAGGCACCUGACGCAGUCUUGCAGGUGCCGUCCCCGCUGCCAUCAGCCCAUCCAUCCACGCCCCCCGUGCGCCGGCUCGAGCUGCUGCCCAGUGCCGAGAGCCCUGUGCGCUGCCUGGAGCAUCCUGAAGGCCACCCACGGCUGCCGCCCACUGCCGCCGACCCCCUCCUUGCCCGUGCUGGCUUCUCCCCAGACUCCUCCAAGGUGGACAGUGACGCAGCCUCAUCCUGCGGGGGCAGCGGCUUGGACAGCAGGAAGAAGAAGCGAUACCGGCCCCGCGACUACACGGUGAACUUGGACGGCCAGGGAGCCGAGGCAGGCGUGAAGCCUGUGAGGUUAAAAGAGCGGAAGCUCACCUUUGACCCUAUGACAAGACAGAUCAGACCUUUGACCCAGAAAGAGCCCGCGCGGGUCGACAGCCCCGUGUCCCCUGAGCAGCCCCGCACAGAGCUGGCCGGGCCUGAGGCCAAGGGCACUGUGCAGAGCCCCUUCGAGCAGACGAACUGGAAGGAGUUGUCGCGCAAUGAGAUGAUCCAGUCGUACCUGAGCCGGCAGAGCAGCCUGUUAUCCUCGUCGGGCGCCCAGACCCCUGGCGCCCACCACUUCAUGGCCGAAUACCUGCGUCAGGAGGAGAGUGCCCGGCGCCACGCCCGCCAGCCUCACGUGCUGGAGCCCGCGCCUGGCCCGCCUGUCCAUCUCCCGGGGCUGACACGAGAUGUGACCCUGGACGACGUGGAGCGGCUGCAGGGCCGCCCGUGGCCAGGGGUGAAUGGGUGUCGGGACACACAGGGUAACUGGUACGACUGGACACAGUGCAUUGCGCUUGACCCGCACGGGGAUGAGGGUGGGCUCAAUAUCCUGCCUUAUGUCUGCUUGGACUGAUGGCGGCCUGGGCCUAUGCUCUUCCCUCAGACUUCUCCUUCUUUUGUGAAAUGCUGCUACCAGUUUGCUAACGUGAUGGCAAAGGAAGGUCCCAUGGCAGGAAGGCAGGCCGGGAGCUCAGAGCUCCACCACAGACCAGCUGGAACGAAUGUCCGUCCCCACAUGGACAUGGUGCAGAGCCCCAGCACCUGCAGGCACAGCCCUAGUGGCAGGCAGGCCCAGAAAGGCUGCAGGGAGAUUUCAGCAGGGCAGCUGGCAACCCCUGCUGCGGGUCCCCCCAGCGCCAGAGGUCAGACCCACACUCCAUAGUACCCACAGAUUUGUUUUCAGUUCAGUUCCAUCCAUUUCCAAAGCAACGCUGCAGAGAUGGAUGUCUCCUAGUUUGUUCGAACCUUCCGUCCCAUCCCACAAGCCAAAUGACUCCCCUACCUUCCUUUCCUGUGCCCCUUUCUAGAAAAGCCAUCUUUCUAGAGCCCCUUUCCUCAUCCCCACACACAGCACAGUGGGUGCUACUGGUGUGUGGGCCUCCGUGGGCGAGGCCUUGUCUGCGCUGGGACACUCGUAACCAUUCCUUUAGAUUCGUUUGCCUUAUGGUUCCCCAACAUAAACAAGGAGCCUUAGUGAAUGUACAGUACCUAGACUUCUGUGUUCUCUGCACGCAGAAGGAGCAACUUUGCUAUUUGGUCCAGUAAGUGGACAUCUUGUGAUAUAAACGUGAAAAUAAAAAACCAU
Messenger RNA from Sorex fumeus (smoky shrew), 2722 nucleotides. RefSeq names its product mediator complex subunit 26 (gene MED26). Gene Ontology annotation, cellular component: mediator complex; nucleus; core mediator complex. Gene Ontology annotation, biological process: regulation of transcription by RNA polymerase II; positive regulation of gene expression. Gene Ontology annotation, molecular function: transcription coregulator activity. The transcript is spliced from 3 exons. The coding region runs from base 206 to 1990 and encodes 594 amino acids. NCBI's taxonomy places the organism in Eukaryota, Metazoa, Chordata, Mammalia, Eulipotyphla, Soricidae. The record is from RefSeq and is a predicted model, not a curated record.